Caenorhabditis auriculariae is the source of this 3794-nucleotide messenger RNA. Lineage: Eukaryota; Metazoa; Nematoda; Chromadorea; Rhabditida; Rhabditidae. The record is from the annotation of a GenBank genome assembly.
AUGCUGCCAUCAUCGAUUUUUGUCGUAUUUUUGACAUUUUUCAAUGUUAUUUUCGCGAAAGACUUGGAUGCGGAGAUCAACAUGACUACGGUAGUUUGAUUAUUAUUGAUUAUGAUUAAAAAAGGAGUCUGUUUAGCCAGAAAUAAUUCAACAUUGGGGAUAUCCGGCCCAGAUUUUCACAGCGACCACAACGGACGGCUACAUCCUUGAAAUGCAUCGGAUUCCUAACGGGAAAAGUGAGAAAUAUUCAUUAUUUUAGUUUCAAAAUGGUUUUUUGGAAAGCUAAACGAAAAAGUCUUGUUAUAAUGUAUGAAAACAAGCUCGUUGAAUUUUCAAAAAAAGUUCGAAAGAAUACAGUGUUCUGUUCAUGUUAUAGAAGCUUUAAAUAGUUCUUUUAUUCGUUAAAAGUUUAUCAACCCGGAAUUGAUCUCUGGUCAAAGGUGUUAUCUUCAUCUUAUCAGUAAUAUUUCCUAUUCUAUCAAAAUUUCCUAACUAAACUAGAGAAUUGGGAAAAACAAGCUCGAUUUAAAGAGGACACUAAAUUUUUAACUUGGAAUUUAAAACUGCGCAAGAUUCGAUGUUGAACCAUGGAGAAAGAGAAAUGAUUUUUCAGAAAGGUAGACAUUUUAACUCCUCAUAGAAGUGUAGGCCUAGAAGAGCCGUUUUCAGUUUUAUUUCAAUUUGUGAUUUUUUUUUUCAAAAACUCCCUCAAGCAUUUUCUUGAACAUAUUAUACCUGAGAAAACUCAAUAUUUCAGCAAAUGUUACCUGGCCGAAAGGAAAACGUCCGGUCGUCUUCAUGCAGCAUGGUUUGAUGGGAGAGAGCAGCAAUUGGGUCGACAAUUUGCCCGAUGAGAGCGCUGGUAACCUGAAUUUAUUUAAUUUUCUACAGUAGAAAAAAUUAAUAGGAUUCCUCUUCGCGGACGCUGGUUUCGACGUCUGGCUAGGAAAUAUGCGAGGCGAGACAUAUAGUACUAAACAUGUGACAUUGGACCCGUCGCAGGAAGCUUUUUGGAAGUUUAGGUAAAAUUUUUCAGUUUAAAAAUCGAGUCGAAAUGGACACCUUGUUCGUUUUCCGCUUAUAUUAAAUGAAAAAACUGGAUAAUCUGGUGAAACGUUGGCACGAAAUAGCUGAAAUAAAAAAAUUCUGUAAUCCAAAUAUUGCAAAAAAAAAAUUGGACAAGUCACAUGGGUUAUCAUAAGAAGGAUUUUGAACGUUUUAUUUCAAAAGAAUUUCGGUGGAUGUUCAAAAUAACACAAAUAGAAUCCUGAUAAAUUUCAAGACGAAUAUAAUUCAUUAUUUAAAACUAUGGAAAACUUUUGCAUCUUCCGAACUCUGACAGGGUUAAAUGAAUAGUAUAUUAGCUAAGAAAACGUUCAAAAAAGAAAAAAUUAUAAUAAAACGAAUUGAGAAAAGAAAACAUAAACAAUUUUCGUAUUUCCACGUCACACACAGACAAAGUACACUAGGGCGCACUUGCUUCUUUACAGCUUAUGAACCAAUUUUUUUAACUGAAAACUAAUUUUUAAAAAAAAUUAUAUUCUCCUUGAAAAUACCUCAAAAACUUCAUGAUCUGAGAAGAGUGAGCUGAUAAAAGUAAUUAAAGAAAACCGAGCAUUUUCAGUUGGGACGAGAUGGCCAAGUACGACCUGGAGGCGCAAAUAAAUAAAGUUCUUGAAGUAACUGGCGAGGAAUCGAUUUAUUACAUUGGUCAUUCACAAGGGACUUUAACUAUGUUCGCUCAUUUGUCUCAAGACCAAGGAGGCGAUUUUUCGAAGAAAGUGAGCGGAAAAUUCAUGAAAAGUCUAACGAGAAUAACAUUCAGAUCAAGAAAUUUUUCGCCUUGGCGCCGAUCGGUUCGGUGAAAAACAUCAAAGGAGCACUUCAGUACUUGGCCACUCACUAUGGAACCGAUCUCGAGGUACCUUUUUAGUGAGAUAAAUUAAAAUAUUGAUGUGUUCAGCUCUACUACGAUUUAUUCGGAACCAAAGACGUCAAGCCCAGCUCCUGGGUCCUAAACUGGCUGUCGGACAAGGUCUGCAGUGGAAUUAAGUUGGAACAGGACCUCUGCGACGACUUUUUCUUCCAAAUUAUGGGUCCCGAGAGCAACCAGUGGAAUGAGGUGAAUUUAUACAGGUUGAAACUCAUUGGAGACGUAUUUUCAAGCACUGCGAUUUUACAGUCUGUUCAGAUUUUGAACUCAAAUUAAAAUGACGUCAUUCGAAAUCACUCUGAAGAGGACUCGCUCUCUGACUGGCUUACCGCGCCAUUAGGGGCGGAGCUUGAGCGAUGACCUGGCUUUCAAAAUCUGAACAUAUUUUCAAGUAGAAUGACGUCAUUUUAAAACGCUCUGUAGAUGGCUCCCUCUCUGAUUGGCUUAUCGCGCCAUCAGGGGCGGAGCUUGAACGACGGCUUAGCUUUCAAAAUACCAGCAGACAGUUCAAAACAAACUUUUCACGACACUUGCUUCAGUCAAGUUUUAACGCCUCGUAAUUGAACUUACAACGUGAAAAAGGUUUUCUUGACUUGAAAACUCUGAUAACGUAGAAAAAGGAAAGGCUCGACAUAUAUUUUUAUUAAUUGAAAUCAGCCCGCUUUAAAGUACUUCCAAGCUGAGUUAUAGGGAGUUCUCGGAAUUUAUGUAUGUGAUUGAACUUGCCCAACGAGAAUUUUUUUAAUCGUCAAACUUUUGAAGACCCGUCUACCCGUCUAUACGUCUCACAUCGCCGGAACUUCCACAAUGAACCUGGUUCAUUGGCUCCAAAUGGUUCAACAUGGAGGCGUUCCGAUGAUGGACUAUGGAAAGAAGCAAAAUAUCAAGCAUUAUGGACAAGUUAGUUGGAAAAUUUAUGGUCCGAACUGCCCAAAAACACUUGUUUUCUCGCGAUUUAGCGCUUCGAGACAAUUUUUCGAAGGCUAUCGCUUCUAUUUUUCGAAUUUUCUUUCGUUUAUCAUUUUUCUCAGGAUACCCCACCAGUCUACGACUUCACAAAGAUCAAAAACGUACCGGUUUAUUUGUACUGGAGUGAGGCCGAUUGGCUUGGCGACGCCACCGACGUGACCAACUACCUAAUUCCUAAACUUACGACGGCUAACGUCAUUGCCGUAAGUUUUGAAAGUACCAACUAUCAAAUGUCUCAAGAAAAUGGUUUGACGCGAUGCGGUGCAAAGCCUUUUUUGUUUUUUGGAUUUCGGUGGAGAUACAUUGACGAUCUCGUUUUUUCGUCGCGUCGGACUCGCACUUUUCUCGGUCUGACUUCGCUUUAACAAAUUUGGUCACGCCGAAAAAAAUGCGCGCCGAGGAAACUUUUGCGAAAUCGUCAAUGUACCGAUCUGGCAAAAGAAAAGGAGGAGGUCCCUAUAGGGUUUUAGGGCCUGACCCCAGCCCUCUAAAGCUUAAGUGAUCCUUAUAGGGUUUUCAGAUUUUUUUUUUGUGGAAAAAUUGUGAGAAGUGAAAUGUGAAAAUUAGAAGACAAGCCACCCCCUCUAGGGGCUAAUAACUAAAACCCCUGCAGGGGACACUUUUGGGAGCUUAAGAGGGAAGCCUCAAGGGCUCUUUUGGCUGCCUCUUAAGGGACCACUUUUAAGCUCCCCCUUUUACCAAAAUGCGACACCGUGCUGUUUGAAGACGCAAAUACUAUGAGAUAAUCGAAAAAAAAAAACUCGAAAACUUCCAGGCCAACAACCACUUGCCCGAGUUCAACCACGUCGAUUUCAUUUGGGGCCUUCGAGCGCCGAAAUCCAUUUAUCAGCCUAUCAUAGACAUUUCCAAGGCGGAUUUCCUUCAAUCUUAA